UUCGCUCUAUUGACAUAUACCUGGCUCACAUUAACAUUGAAGCAACGUUUCUUACAAAAUAAAUUUUUUUUUAACCUUUGUUAAAUAUUGUAAAUUUUUGUUGCAAUUAUACUUAUAAUAUUUAAUAAUGCCAAGUGUAAAACUUUUUGUUUCUGUAAUGGUUAUCGGGCUUGCUAGUGCUGCACAGAGAAAAGUUAAGUUUCCACCAGAAGUUGCAACUGAAAUUAUUCAGGCGGCUUCACAAUGUGUCAUCGAGUCGGGAGUGAAUCCAGAGCUUUUGAUAAAGUUUGCUAAUUAUGACGGAAAAAUUAUUGAAGAUGAACAAUUCAAUAAAUUUGCUUAUUGCACUUUAGUUAAAACCGGUUAUGGCAAAAGGAAUGGACGUGUGAAAUUAGAUAAGGCUAUAGCUAUAAUGCCCAAAGACGUAGAUAAAGAUGCUGUGAGAAAAAUAAUGGAAGAAUGCAACGAAGAAACUGGGAAAGAUGCUCCACAGACAGCGUUUAAGAUAUUCAAAUGUCUAAAUGAAAAAUCACCAGUGAUAAUGACAAUGAUAUAUGUUAAAGCUGAACAAUAUCGAUCUGAAUAUAUUAGAGAUGCAUUUAUUGCUGGUAUUUCCUCACAAAAAAUUCGCCAACGUUUAUUAGAAAAUUUUGAACUCUCACUUGAUCAAGCUUUCAAUCAAGCAAUUUCACUCGAGAUGGCAGAAAUUAAUUCCCUAGCUUACAAUGGUAAUUCUUUGCCCCUUAAUUCUGCUGAUGCCGUUAUUUCAUCUAAUUCACAAAAGAAAACUCAAAUAUGUUCCCUGAACAACAACGAUGUAUCUACUGUACGAGAUAAUUUGGUUGAGUCUACUUUAGCUGCUGCUUCAAAUAAAAGAAGAUGUUUCUUCUGUGGCAGUAAUGUAAUUCAUCAGCGAAUAAAAUGUCCAGCUUUGAAUAGUACUUGUCAGAUUUGUUCUAAAAAGGGACAUUUUGCUAAUGUUUGCCGAAGUAAACAAACUAUGAAUGCUGCUGUAACAAACGAAAAUGAUACUAAUUAUUCUGUGGAGGUUGCUGCUAUAUCAGCAGCUUCUUUACCAAGUCUACAUAAGGCAACUGUACCCGUUAUUAUUAAUAAUUAUCGUGCCGAAGCUCUUAUCGAUACCGGAAGCUCGAUAAGUUUCAUAAAUGAAGAAUUGGUGCAACUCUUGAAAUUGAGACAGAAGCCUUGUCAGCAAAUUAUUACUCUAGCUUCACUUAAUCAUACAUCUCCAGUCACCUGUUACUGUAAUGUUACUAUACAAUUAUAUAAUCACUCUUACAGCAAUGCCAAGUUACUAGUUGUACGUAACUUAUGCACUGACAUUAUUUUAGGUCAUGAUUUGCUUAAAAAUCACCAUUCUUUAGAACUCCAGUUCGGAGGUCCCAGAGAUUCUUUGAAGAUAUGCAAUGUUAUGGCUGCAAAUUUACCUAACGCAACUCUAUUUUCAAAUUUGUCGCCUAAUAUCAAACCUGUGGCAAUAAAAUCAAGGCGCUAUAAUGAUGAUGACCAAAAAUUCAUUUCUGAAGAAAUUCAAAAGCUAUUAAAAGAUGGAAUUAUAGAGCCAAGUAUGUCAUCUUGGCGAGCACAAGUCCUAGUAACUGGUGGCGGUACGCAUCGAAAACGUCUUGUUAUUGACUAUUCACGAACGAUAAACAAAUUUACAGAACUUGAUGCGUAUCCAUUGCCGAACAUUGAAUUUCUUGUAUCUAAAAUUGCUCAGAAUAAAUAUUUUAGCCAAAUAGACCUUAAAAGUGCUUACCAUCAAGUGCCGAUUCUGCAAAAGGAAAGACCUUAUACAGCAUUUGAAGCAUGUGGUAAAUUAUAUCAAUUUACACGUAUACCUUUUGGAGUUACAAAUGGCGUAUCAGCAUUCCAAAGAACGAUGCAAUAUAUUAUUGAUAAUGAAAAUCUUACAGAUACUUAUGCUUACUUAGACGAUGUCACUGUUUGUGGAAAGGAUAAACUUACCCAUGAUGCUAACUUAGCCAAAUUUAUGACAGCAGUAGAAAAAUAUAAAAUUACUUUAAAUAAAGAUAAAUGCAAGUUUGGCUCUGAGUCUAUUAACUUAUUGGGUUAUACUAUAGAGAAUAACACUGUAAAGCCUGAUAAAGAGCGUCUUAAACCAUUACUUUCUAUGCCUGCACCUACAGACUUAACUUCCUUGAAGAAAAUAUUAGGUAUGUUUGCACAUUUUUCUAGAUGGAUAAACAAUUAUUCAGAGAAAAUAAGUCCUUUAAUAACGAAUAACUCAUUUCCUUUAUCACAUGAGGCAAGCGAAUCAUUUGAAAGUAUCAAGAAAGAUAUUGCAAAUGCAGCUUUGGUAGCAAUUGACGACACACAAAUGUUCACUGUCGAAACAGAUGCUUCUGAUCAUGCUUUGGCAGCAACGCUUUCGCAAAAUGGACGCCCUGUAGCAUUUUUUUCCCGAUCCUUAACAGAUUCUGAAAGAAACCAUUCGUCAAUAGAGAAGGAAGCAUCAGCGAUUGUUGAAAGUCUACGUAAAUGGCGUCAUCAUUUAAUUGGAAAAUAUUUUCUUUUAAUAACUGAUCAACAAUCUGUCUCUUUUAUGUUCAAUCAGAAGCAUACAAGUAAAAUUAAGAAUGAAAAAAUAGAGAGAUGGAGACUGGAACUGUCUUGUUUUAAAUUUGAUAUUGUCUAUCGACCUGGUAGACAAAAUAUAGUAUCAGAUACAUUAUCAAGAGUUUGUGCUAGUACAUUUUCACGUAAAAAUUUAUAUCAACUGCACAAUACUCUAUGCCAUCCAGGAAUCACAAGAAUGGCUCAUUGGGUGCGUUCUAAAAAUUUGCCUUAUUCUCUUGCAGAGAUUAAAGACAUGACUGCGAGUUGUCCUAUUUGUGCCGAGAUAAAACCUAGAUUUGCAAAUAGCAAAGGACGACUUAUCAAAGCUACUUCUCCAUUUGAAAGACUCAGUUUAGACUUUAAAGGACCGUUACCUUCGAAUACUGAAAAUAAAUAUAUAUUAACUGUUGUUGAUGAAUUCUCUCGUUUUCCAUUUGCUUACCCGUGUAAAGAUGUAUCAUCUGGAACUGUCAUAACGUGUUUAAAGGACCUCUUCUUUACUUUUGGAACGCCUCUAUAUAUUCAUUCAGAUCGUGGUGCUGGAUUUAUGUCACAAGAAUUUAAAGAUUUCCUACUAAGAAAUAAUAUUGCUUGUAGUCGAACUACACCUUACAAUCCGGAAGGAAAUGGUCAAGUUGAGCGAUUGAAUGGGACACUGUGGAGAACCAUCCAAUUAUCUUUAAGAUCCAAGAACCUUGACAUGCGAUAUUGGGAACAGGUACUACCUGUAGCAUUACAUUCCAUACGCUCCUUGUUAUGUACUGCUACGAAUGCAACUCCACAUGAUAAGUUGUUAUGUUUUCCUAGACGAUCUGGUAAUGGAAUUUCUUUACCUUCGUGGUUAAUGAUCCCUGGCCCAAUACUAUUGAAGAAAAGCGUAAGAAAAAGUAAAUAUGAUCCGCUAGUAGAAGAAGUCGAAUUGCUAGAAUCCAACCCAAAUUAUUCUUUAGUACGUUUUGCUGAUGGACGAGAGGAUACUGUAUCUAAUAGACAUCUUGCCCCAAUUAACAGAUCAGUUGGAGAUAUAGCUAAUACUGACGAAAUUGAGAACUCCGAUCGAUCUCGAACUGAUACAGAUACCGAGAGCUACAACACCACGACUGAAACCGAUAAUUUGAAUGCUGAUGGCACUGGGCCUUCAAUGGUGGUCGAUUCGUCUCAGCGGCUUAUUCUGUUGCUGUUGGCGAUAGCCACUGUUGGAUAUGCAGAACAGAGAACAGCUCUCUAUCCAGCAGAAAAAGUAGGCCAGUUUCUGGGAAUAUUCACAAAUUGCAUAUCUGAGGCCGGAGCGACCGAGGACUCAUUAAUAAAAUUGAAGGAAGUAAAAUUGAGUGACGAUAAGAACUUCAAUAAGUAUUUGUAUUGUGUUUUAGUGACCUCUGGUUACUCUGAUAAAGAUGGCCAUGUAACUGAAGAAAAAACAGUCGAAUUGUUUCCAGAAAGCGAUAGAAAAAUUGUAAAGGAGGUUAUAGAAGAAUGUAAUAAAAAUCAAGGUAUAGAGGCAGCUGAUGCAGCAUUAGCAUUUUACAAGUGCUUUAUUGAAAAAUCUCCUGUUGUCCUCGUAAUAAGACAGUAGUUAAAAUAAAGUAUUAUUUUUCAAUACUACUGUUAAUCACUAUUUUUUAAUUUUCGACACGUUUUUUUUCCAAUAAGUGAUUGUAUCUUAAUAAAUAACUAUAUUUUAGA
Messenger RNA from Galleria mellonella (greater wax moth), 4287 nucleotides. RefSeq lists its product as uncharacterized. Lineage: Eukaryota; Metazoa; Arthropoda; Insecta; Lepidoptera; Pyralidae. Gene Ontology annotation, biological process: proteolysis; DNA integration. Gene Ontology annotation, molecular function: aspartic-type endopeptidase activity; odorant binding; nucleic acid binding. The record is from RefSeq and is a predicted model, not a curated record. Bases 128 to 4177 code for a protein of 1349 amino acids. The transcript is spliced from 5 exons.